Molecule: messenger RNA, 498 nt
Organism: Miscanthus lutarioriparius
Lineage: Eukaryota; Viridiplantae; Streptophyta; Magnoliopsida; Poales; Poaceae
Source: the annotation of a GenBank genome assembly
AUGGGGUUCGAGCCAGAUAUCCAAACUUUUAAAGAGAUCAUCAGUGGGUUCUGUUGCAUUGGUAAGAUGCACAGUGCGAUUGGUUCGCUUCUUCUACGGAGUAUGGUCCAUGAGACUAUGACUAUGUACCCUCAUCGAAACUUCAAUGUGCCUUUUUUCUCACUUGUCUAUGCUAAUAUAAUGAGUUCACCACAUACAGAUGUGCCUUUGACGUUUUGGUGGUUUGAGCUCUCAACUUAUGGGAGAGUGCAUAGGGCUGAUGAUUUUGCAGUUGCCAUCUCUUUCAAGUUUCAAACCACCAUCUUCUUCAGAUUUCCCCAACAGCACUCAAGUAAGUUGGUAAUCAUACUGAGGUUGUGCUGGUCAUUUAGCGCACCAGGAGCGCUGAAGGGCGCACACUACCUCGCAACUGGCAAGCUGGAUGUGCACACUACUUCCAACAUGACUUACAAGGUCUGGCGACGUGAGCCUGAGGUUUUUCUUUCCAGUUGUUUGUGA